AUGCCGAAUGGAAUAGUCUCCGUUCCCUCCGUCGGCACGGUGGUGACACCAUUGUUUGUCCUAGUCUGCACCGUCUUUGGUCCUGGUCUUCUCAAUGUCACACCAACCCCCUAUUUGGCCAUUGCCCUCUCGCUUGGCUACCUCGAUAGACUUGGCCCCUGGUCCUGGGCUGCCCUCUUCCCCAACCUCUACCUCUUUGCCUGUCUCACCGUCGGAACCGGAUUGGCCUACGCAGGCAUGCUCCAAUCCGAUGUCUGGGAUAACUCCAUGUUGGCCACUCCUUUUCUGGUCGGUGUCGGUGUUGCUUUGGUCAAUCUGAUCCCGCUUUGGAUUCAUCUAUCCUGGCAGCGUCGGUUCUUACCUCAGGAGAGGUUCCAGAAUGGAGCAUGGGCUUUGCUCGCUACCCUUGUUGGCCCCUCGGUCUGGGUUGCUCUUUUCACGAUUAUCUAUGCUGUCAGCCCCAUUGGGUCUUAUGGAUCGAUUGCUUAUACCCAGUUCCAGCUGGAACCUAUGGUCCAGUGGGCCUCUGUUGCAGGAAUUGCUGGAAUCGAGUUCUUCAUGGUUUGGGCUUCGGUGAUUCUCUACAGAGCCUGGAUUAGACAUGUCCGCCUCGAGUCGACAGAGGUCAAUACUAUGAACUGGAGCGAGAUCGGCGCCGAGACCCGCUUCCGUCCUCGCAUCUUCCGUCGCCUGCUCCUUGCCCCCACCCCCACCUUUCUCCUCGUUACACUGUUCAUCUUCCUCUUUGGCUCGAUGCGCUUCUGGAACGCCAACGGAACCUUCUACAUGAAGCCCCUGCAUGACACCAUCAUUCCUACUGUCCAGGCUAGUUGUGUCAUUGGCGCAUCCUCUCCCGACCCCACCGAUCUGCCUAGAUACUUGAACCAGACUGUGGACUUUGCCAAGAAGGGAUCCAAGAUCAUCAUCUGGAGCGAGACCGCGGUCAGUGUCAACAACAGCCAGCAGUUGGACAGCCUCUGGGCCACCGCCAAGAACAUCUCGACCACCUAUGGAAUCUACCUCGGCAUCACGUAUUCACAGCUCUUGGAUGAGCAGUUGCUCAAGAACAAGAACAUGUUUACGCUCUUUGACCCCAAGGGACAGGUCGCCUUUGAGUACCAGAAGGCCCACCCUGUGAUCAUGGUCGAGACGGACACCAUUGCUGGACCCAACCAUCUCCCUGUUGCCGACAGUGAGUAUGGUCGUCUUGGUGGCGCCAUCUGCUUCGAUAUGGACUUCCAGAACUUUAUUGCCCAGGCAGGCGAUCAAAAAGUUGACAUCCUCCUUCAGCCCUCUUGGACCUGGGGAUCGAUUGGUCGUCUGGAGGCGACGAUUCAGUCAUUCAGAGCAGUCGAGCAAGGAUUAACCAUCUUCCGUUGCGGCUCCUGGGCACCCUCAACAGUGUGGGACCCUUAUCACCAGCUGUUCGGAUACAAGUACAACUUGGGAUCUGGCGACUUCACAGCUGAGGUGCCACUCCGCAAGCAUGUCCCUACAGUCUACAAUGCAGUGGGUAACCUGUGGGCAUAUAUCUGCUGUGCUGCGUCGAUUGUGUUUUUGAUCCUUGUGCUCGUGCCCAAGCGUCAUGUCGAUCGUUGGUUUGAGGCGGCUGAAGGGCGGAUCUUGAGGCGUAGUGGGUUGAGGGAGGGGUCGUCGGGUUCCUCGUUGCCCGUUACCUCUGGCGAAGCUGUGCGUGGCGUCGACAAUGCCUAA
This is a messenger RNA of Linnemannia hyalina, 1713 nucleotides long. The record is from the annotation of a GenBank genome assembly. NCBI's taxonomy places the organism in Eukaryota, Fungi, Mortierellomycota, Mortierellomycetes, Mortierellales, Mortierellaceae.